Molecule: messenger RNA, 3375 nt
Organism: Sphaeramia orbicularis (orbiculate cardinalfish)
Lineage: Eukaryota; Metazoa; Chordata; Actinopteri; Kurtiformes; Apogonidae
Gene: dbf4b
Product: DBF4B-CDC7 kinase regulatory subunit
Exons: 12
Coding region: 124-2574 (816 amino acids)
Biological process (GO): positive regulation of nuclear cell cycle DNA replication; regulation of cell cycle phase transition
Cellular component (GO): Dbf4-dependent protein kinase complex
Molecular function (GO): zinc ion binding; nucleic acid binding; protein serine/threonine kinase activator activity
Source: RefSeq, a predicted model, not a curated record
CAGUGUUUUUAAAAAAGCGGCGGUUGGUGCUUCAACUUCCCUUGACAUUUCCUUAUCACACUGUCACUUCUAAAGCAAGAAAGCGAUCCUGGUGUUUGAUGGUAAACAUACAGCACUAUCACAAUGCAGCAGCAGCAGCAGAAGUAUCCAGAGAAGUGUGGUCUUCUAGGCAAACUGUGCUCUGGGCAGAAGAAAUUGGAAGGGAAGAUCUUCUAUCUAGACCAAGUGAAAAAACGUUGCACAGCCUUGCUUUUGGAGGCUAUAUGUCUUCUUGGAGGGAAAGUUGAAAGCUUCCUGCACAAGGAUGUGAACUUUGUUGUCACUGGAAACCAGGAGGGUCUGACAGAACAGAGGUCUCUGGAUAGCAAAGCAGGGACCAAAGUCAUGAGUGAAGAACCUCAGCGUCCUGUUAGGCAGCGGGAAAGUAUCUUCAGCAAUGACAAACAGCGACCAAGCACCAGUAGACCAAUGGCUUGUGGCAGCCGGGGGAAGGCUCUGCUCGAAAAAGCCAUUCGUAACAAUGAGCGACUACAGGGGAGCAGUGUUUUGGCCAAUGCCCGAUCAUGGGGAGUCAAGAUUUUGCAUGCAGAUGAUGUCCUUUUAUAUCUGAAACGGCUCACUCGAGAGAGCAUCAGCGCUAAACAGAAGUCAGAGAAAGUGCACCCCAAACAAGGUUCUCAUGUUGUCAAAGCCACAGCUUUAAGGUCUCCCUAUCUUAAAAUUGAAGAUUCAAGCAGGAAAUACAAGCCUUUGCAUAUGCAGUCUAUGACCUUCCCCACUAUGUACUAUUUGGGCCGAUUCAGUCCCUUUGAAUGUCCUCCUCCUCCUCGGUUUGACAAAUGGGCUGAGCCAGAAAAGAAGAAAAACCGGGAGAUGAGCAAAGUUGAAAACAGCAUUGAAGACAAAUCAAAAUCUCCACUCAGCCCACUCAGUUGUAACCCGUCACCUUGGAAGCCACGCAAAAAGGACCUGUCUUAUUGUGAAUGCUGCCAGCAAGCAUAUACUAAUCAGGACGAGCAUUUACAGUCCAGUCAGCACCGUACGUUUGCUCUGGAUUCCUCUAACUACGGUAUGGUGGAUCAACUCAUCGCUGCAAUGAUUCCAGGAUUUGACCCCAAUCCAUCCGACCAGUUGGAAGAACCACUAAACAGACCACCAACUCCUGUGCCCCUCCAAGAUGUCUGUGAACUGGAGCCACUCACUGAUGUUGAGACGGAGCAUGCUGUCCAGGCCUUGAGAAUGCAACACUCACCUUUCAGUGCUCACAUCUCUAGCCCUACUCGAGGCCCUGCCAGUCCAUUCCAGGGAGUUCAGUGUCUCAUCACAAAUGAAGCAGAUGUGGACAUGCAGCUUUUGACUCCAGAGACAGACUGCCAGGUUCCUGAAGGGCAGGUUCACAAUUUAAGCCCCACUAUGCCCAUGUUGGAUCCCGAGCCAGUAUGCCACCACUCAAUCUGCCAGCAGCCUGAUAAGCCUCCAUCUUCUUGCCCUGACAUUCACUGUCUAUCGUCUGAUAAUUGCUUCUUGCCACCGGUCCUAAGCCCACAAGUCCCCAACCCCUACCACAUGGAGCCACAUAGCCCUUAUUCGGAGCCACCUGUGCUCAGUCCUCAACAAUAUCCUGCAGAGGAGCCAAUGGAAGAAGACUUUUGUAAAAUGGAUUUCCCAGCUGACACACUACUCAUUUCAGCUCCAGUUUUUCACUUCAAGUCUUUGGUAAAAGCAGAGGGAGAAGUAGAGAUGGAUCAGAAAAAACUGCUAGGUCUCAGUCGGACCGUAUGUUUGAACAGUAUCAUGGAGUGUAACAGACUGGGUUCGCAUAGAUCUCGUUCUCUUCCUCGGCCGUCCACUAAGCCUUCAAACCCCAAAAAGCGCUGCCGAUCUGCUAGUCCUGCAUGUAGGCUGAGCAAAAGGCGAAGGAAGACAUCUGUGGGUGGCUACAGCAAUAAGUGGCUUGAGAAGUCGGAAAGUGAACUUACGACAAUGAUUGAGGACUUUUCAUUAUUUGACAAGAAGUCGAGUCAAAUGAUUCAGUCCAGUCCUAUACCAGUUUCUCCCAGUAUAUGCACAGUGCAAAGACUUGGGUUAAAACAACAGACUUCUUCCACAGUCAGUGUCACUUGUGUGAAGGAUCAGACCACAUGGCCGCUGCACUCACAAGCAUCACUAUUAGCUACUCCACUUCAAUUCCCCAGUGAUAAAUGUCAGAGUGUGUUUUCUAGUCAAGACUCUCAGCACUCUCUUUCCCACUCGACCUCCAUCUGCAUAGAGCCAGCCCUCAUCCCAGAUUUCGCUACACUGGAUCCGUCAUCGUCAGACUCUGACUGGGACUCUGACCUGCUGUCACGGCUUGGCCCGGCAUCAGUGACCCCCGCGUCACCCACUGAACAGAUCUGUGAACUCGACAAAGAACUCCUCCACAGGCCAUGCACCUGGAUGCACGACACCAGCUAUGAGUCACGUCUUCAUACUGUCCUUCAGCCCUCAACCCAAACAGUAUCCCUGUGUGGGGACGAAGUGGAUCCCACAGUGUUUUCCAGGACUGUAGUGCAGAUUGUUGAGGUUCAACACUGAUAUUUAUUUAUUUUUGUAGAUUUUUAUUUGGAGGAACUCAGUCUCAUGAACUGGAAGUAUGACUCAAAUGGUGUAGUAAAUCCUUGACAGCUGCAUAUGCGAAUUGGCAGCGCUCAAGCUCAUAAAUAUAAGUCAAGCAAGUGUACACUGAAUAAAUAUUUAUAACAUUGUACAAACUAAAAUAUAAUAGCUGCUUUUAGAGAUGUAUUUUUUUUACAUUUUUAUUUGUUUUGUUGUACUUGAUUUUACUUUGUGUUGUGGACACCAUAUCGUCCAAUGAAUUUGAAGAACAUCCAUUUUAUUCCUGUGCACUAAACCCCAAACAUUACUGUGUAUGACAUGCUGACUUUCAGCAGUCUUUGUGCAGCUGUGUCCAGGAACACAUGGUACUAUUGAGGAUUUAAUGAGGCUUUUCUGAAGGGGCAUUACUCAAUUACUGUAAGUGCUGCGUCUGGACCCGAUCCCACAUGCAUCUGCGCUGAUGGUUGUACAGAGGAGGCGUUUGUAGAGUGGAGGAUUCACACCACCCGUGAGAUAGGAAAAACUAUUAAUGUCAGAGUCUGCCUUUUGAAGGUGGUUCAGAGGUGUUACUGGGGUCACAGACGUAAGAUAUGUCCACUUGUUGGUGCUGAAAGUUGAAGUCAUUUACCUUUAGAGAUGUGUCACUGCCCAUCCUAAUGGACAGUUAAGAACAACGUCCGAAAUCACAUCUUAUGAAUUGAUUUCAGUUUCUGGAGAACUAGCAGUUCUCUGGAAAAUAUGAACUUGUGUGUUUUUAAAUAAAUGUUUUUAACCAUAUUU